GGCUCGUGCUGUGGGGAGAGUAUGGAGCACGCCUAGCUCUGCGCAGGCAGGCAGUGCGCGCGUGUGUUAUGAAGCGCGGGAGGAGUGGUCUCUGUUGCCCAUGCCUGGCCGCUUGGCUCGCUGCCCCCCCCGGGAGCGGGGGAUUCAUACAUUUUUUUCCCUAUAACUUAAAAGAAAAUGAGUGCAUCUAGUGUUGCAGGAAAAGUGGAAACCUGGCUUUCUUCUACGUGGCAUGUUAAAGUUCCUCUGACUUGGCUAGAAGCUUGUAUUAACUGGAUCCAACAAGAAAAUGGUUGUAAUUUAACUCAAGCUCAGAUUAACAAACAGGUAUUUGAGCAGUGGCUUCUUACAGAUCUGAGAGAUUUGGACUAUCCUGUUUUGCCUAACUGCAUCUUAGAUGGUCCAAAAGGAGAACUGAAUGGCUUUUAUUCCAUACAGAUUGAUUCACUGGUGGAUGUUAGCCAGCCUGCGUAUUCCCAGUUGCAAAAGAUAAGAGGAAAAAAUACUGUAAAUGAAGAAGUAACAGCCAACACUCAGGCAACCCAAAAGUCCUGGGAAGCAAAGCCUACUCGAAUGCUGAUGCUGCAGCUAACUGAUGGAAUACAUCAAAUUCAGGGUAUGGAAUACCAACCCGUUCCUGUCCUCCAUAGUAAUCUUCCACCAGGUACAAAAAUUACAAUACAGGGUAAGACUGCAUAUCGUCUUGGAGUUCUUUUGCUAAAAUCAGAAAAUGUGAAAUUGUUGGGGGGCGAAGUAGAUGCUCUUUUAGAAGAGUAUGCUCAGGAAAGAGUCCUUGCCAGAUUAAUUGGAGAAGCUGAGAACCCUAAUCCUGUCAAGCAGCAUGAUCAUAAACAAGGAAUUUUAGGAGCGGUUGAUGAACUAGGACAAACUCUAGGACCUUCAGAUGAAGAGCUUCUAGCAAGUCUUGAUGAAAAUGACGAAUUUACCAUAAAUCAUGUGAUUCCUUUAGAAAGUGGAUAUUGUAGCAGAAGUAAUAACUCAGAUACAGCCACUCAUUUGCUCCUUUCAAGCAAUGAAAACUACUCACAACAGGGAUUUGGGAUCUUCUUGCCUGGGGCAAAUGAAGAACAAAGUGUUCCAGCUGUGGCAUAUGUUGAUGGAGAUUUAGAUGACCUCUCAUUGGAAGAUGACUUGUUUUUAGAAGAAGAGAUCCAAGAAGAAAUUCAGACAGUGCAGUUACCGGUGGUAAACAAAACCAUAGAUAUAAUUACACAAAGACUUUCACAUAUGCCUAGAUCUUCACUAAGUUACACAUCUGAAAAAGAUGGCAGGGUUCAGUUGGAUUCAGUUAGCAAAGAAAAAUCCUGUGGGAGUGAACUGUCUGUUGGUGAUGAAAGUAGUACAAGUAAUUUUUCACUACACCAUAAUGUACAACACUCCCAGAGCUUUAGCAAUUUCUCCUCCUUGGAAAAUGUUCUUGAACAGAAGUGUAAUAAAAUAGAUGUAGUUAAGAGCAGUCAAAAAAAUUGUAGUUUUUCUGGCAGCAGAUUGUUAAACAAAAGACCAGUUAAAAAAACUGAUUCAGAGAUAAACAAACAAAAUUAUUGUGUACAAACCUUUUCUUACAGAACAACAGAGAAAUGCAAAAGUCUUGAGUUAGAUUCCCCACCUUUUACAUAUAUUUCUGUUCUACUUGCAAAUACCCCAGAAACUGUUACAACAGUGAAAGUUAAAGCUUUUAUUGUAACCCUUACUGGAAAUCUCACAAGCUGCAGUGGCUUCUGGAGUAUAAUGGCAAAAAUCUCUGACGGUACCGCUUAUCUAGAGGUAGACAUUGCUGAUGAAAUUCUAACAAGCUUAAUUGGAUUUUCAGUGCCUGAAAUGAAACAGUUAAGGAAAGAUCCCAUUCUACAUCAAAAGCUUAAGAAUGGUUUACAGAAAUGCCAAAGAGAACUGAUAGAUCUUUGUUGUUUGAUGACUAUUGAAUUUAACCCCUUUCAAUCUAAAGCAACAGUACUAAUUUUACAAGAUGUUGAUGCAGUAGAUCUAGAAAACUUGAAGAAACGUUUAGAUAAAUAAUUGGAGGAAAAAGUCUAUAGAAAGUAGUCUCAGGAAAUAUAUAAUUCAAGGUAUAGCAAAUAAGUAUUGAGAACUCCAUUAAGAAGUCCAGUGGUUUGUGUUUGUUUUUCUUAACUGCAGGGAGGGAUGGUGGAGGGGAAUAUCCAUUCUUUAAGGGAAACUAUUUGAAUAAAAAUUACAAAUAAAUUUGUUUUGAUAAAAUGUUCAUGUAUCUAAUUAUUUUUACAAAAGCCACCUUGCUCCUAAUCAGGGAGCUGAGGAAUACCAGUUUCUUAUCUGAAAGGAUAUCGAGUGCUGAUCAGCUGAUCCUUACAUUUUUUCAGUGGUGUUACCAUUAGAAAUAGGGUCACUGCUAAGAAGUUUUAUACAACGGAGUACUAUCCAGUCCUGAAAGUAAAUAUAAUCAAAUUAUUUGCUUUCAUCACAAGGCACUAAACCUUUGUAAGAUACAGAAGUUUCCUAUAUUAUGACAUACUAUCAGGACAAACCUCAGAGGAUUUGUAACUCAAAUUUGUAUGUAGUGCAUGAGAACCUGAAAGUGAAUAGAAAUGGUUUAUGAUCAAACGUCAAACAGACAAUUUUAUUCUUAUUGUCCAGAAUGAGAAACAAAGACUAACCAACUGGAAUAAAUAACUUUACACUUCUGAAAAUCUCAGUAUUUUAAAAAAUACUGGGUGGUGUCUAUCAUAUAAGUAAGCAGAUUUGUUUAUUUUAACCUGACAAUGCCACUGAUCAAUAUAAUAGUACAACAAGAUUGAACCUCAUUAACAUAAAUUUCUUCUCUCCAAAUUAGUUAUUUACCUUAAUAACAGUUGCUUUUCUAGUCUUUGUGCUAUUUAGUCAAAGGUUUUUCAUGUUACUGAAAUGUUUCAUGUCAAUUUGGUUAUUAUAUUUAUUAAAAUCUCACUUUGUACUGUCUUAUGACUCACAGAAAGGUCCAAUUUGGAAAUUCUGAUAGAGUGAAUGGAUUCAGAGAUGAACAUUUUUAAUAUUACUGAAUCAUACAUAAAAAUUAAAAUAUCAGAUGACUAAGUAUGAUUUUUUUUCUAAGAAGUUUUAAAGGUGACCUUUAA
Molecule: messenger RNA, 3113 nt
Organism: Trachemys scripta elegans
Lineage: Eukaryota; Metazoa; Chordata; Testudines; Emydidae
Gene: RMI1
Product: RecQ mediated genome instability 1
Exons: 2
Coding region: 178-2040 (620 amino acids)
Biological process (GO): resolution of meiotic recombination intermediates; double-strand break repair via homologous recombination
Cellular component (GO): RecQ family helicase-topoisomerase III complex; nuclear body
Molecular function (GO): nucleotide binding
Source: RefSeq, a predicted model, not a curated record